Messenger RNA from Penaeus indicus, 14342 nucleotides. Its product is annotated as hemicentin-1-like. The transcript is spliced from 94 exons. The record is from RefSeq and is a predicted model, not a curated record. Gene Ontology annotation, cellular component: plasma membrane; axon; neuronal cell body. Gene Ontology annotation, biological process: synapse organization; homophilic cell-cell adhesion. NCBI's taxonomy places the organism in Eukaryota, Metazoa, Arthropoda, Malacostraca, Decapoda, Penaeidae. Gene Ontology annotation, molecular function: axon guidance receptor activity. Bases 192 to 14342 code for a protein of 4716 amino acids.
CCCUGGAUACUGCGGUGGCACUGUUCAGUCAAGGCCAAGGCUUGGCACUCUCAAGGUGGCGCUGUUCCUCUAGGGGCUGACCCAGUGCCUCUCAUGCGCGGAGUGACGGAAGCAGCGCGCGCCAUUCCGCUCUUUCAUUAUUCCCGGUGCAGGAAUGUUAUGAUAAAAGCCUUUAGGAUUAGUACUUAGAUAUGUUAUUGCGAGUGAGAGACCGGGCGGGAGUGCCUGGCUUGGUCUGCCUUGUGGCGUGCGUGCUGGCGGACGUCACCCACGCCCUCAGACAUGGACACGAACCCGGCGGCAGAGCGGGCCACCGACUCCAACAACUCUUCCCGGAGGAGGAGGCCGUCUUGGCGGACUUCGCGGGUGAUGUCAGCGGCUCGACCAGACGCCGAUGCCGCCGCGACAUCGUGGAGAAGAUCCGGGAAGCCUCGAACACUCGCCUCCUCUCCUCAGGCAGCCUGGGCUCCUCCUUCUCCCAAGGGUACAUCGACCUGGGCUCCCGGGACCUCGUGGAGGAGGGCGCCGCCACGCUCGCCUUCGUCUUCGACACCACGGGCUCCAUGUCCGACGACCUCAUGCAGGUGAUCAACGGCGCCAGCAGGAUCCUCAAGACGGUCCUUGAGAAGUUCGAGCGACCCAUCCACAACUACGUCCUCGUGCCCUUCCACGACCCCAACGUGGGCCCCAUGACAGUCACGACGAACCCCGAGGAAUUCCUGCUGUCGCUGCAGGACCUCACGCCCACCAUCAGCGGAGGCGGCGACUGUCCUGAGAUGGCGGUGAGGGCGAUCAAGAUGGCCCUGGAGACGAGUGUGCCUUCGUCCUACAUCUACGUGUUCACCGACGCCAGGGCCAAGGACUACCAUCUGCUCGACGACGUCCUCAAGCUCAUCCAGAAGAAACAGUCGCAGGUAGUGUUUGUGAUGACAGGUGAUUGUGGGAAUCACACUCACGCUGGUUAUAAGGCAUUCCAGUCUAUCGCCUCCACGUCGUCUGGACAAAUCUUCCACCUGGAUAAAAGUAACGUGAACAAAGUGCUGACCUUCGUGGAGCUGUCCCUCGAAUCUCGCAAGGUCAAUCUGCUGUCUCUUGAUCGCGAGACUCUUGGCCCUGGAGAGGAGAACCUGCCGCUGCUCGUGGACCAGACGCUCAAGCAGUUCACCAUCUCCGUCGCGGGGAAGAAACCCAAGAUUGAGAUCUACGGUCCCCGCGGAGAGGACGUGACGCGGAAGGAGGGCGUCGAGGAGCUGCUCACCCUCGAGAACGUCAAGGUCCUCGGCGUCAAGGAGCCUGAGCCUGGUCGCUACAACAUCUCCGUCGGCAGCGAGAGCGAGUACACGGUGAGGGCGACGGGUCUGUCCUCGCUCAACUUCGAACACGGUUUCUCCCUCAAGCCGACCACCAACUUCAAGGAGACUUAUCACAGGCCGGUCAAAGGCGGUAUCUCAUACGUCGUCGUCCGGCCUCAUGACGUCACGGAGUUCGGCGACAUCUACCGGCUGCAAUUGGUGUCUCUGGACGGCGAGGUGCUGGAGGACAUGCCCCUCACGCGCCUGCCGGGGUCUGGGCCGGUCUUCAACGGCACGGCCUUCCCCGCGCCAGACGUCCCCUUCAACAUCAAGAUCUUCGGGAGAGACCAAGAUGGCUACCAGUUCGAGAGGAUUUCCCCAACAGCCACCACUGCUCAGCUCCCAUUUCCGCCGGAAGUGACGUCAGCCUCGAGGGUAUAUGGGUACUUCGGCCGCCCAGCUGUCAUCAUCUGCCACGUGCACACUCUCGUGCCCUUCCGGCUGUCGUGGCAGAGGGACGGGAUCGACUUGGGCCCGUCCGUCACGCAUCCACAAUCUGCGGAGGUGGAGUAUGUGGUGGAGUCGCCUCAGCGAGAUGACGAGGGGCGCUACACCUGCAUCGCCACCAACAGCGCCGGCAGCACUUCGUCCACUGUCUUCCUGGAUAUGAAAGAACCACCCCCACAGAUCACAGCCGCCGAGGAGGUGUCUCUGCCGCCCUCCCGCCCCGCCGUGCUCACCUGCGACGUGUAUUCCACCGUGGAGCAUAAUGUCACGUGGUCCCGUUACAUCAUCAAGGGACAGGUUCAGGACUACUUCGGCAAGACAGAGACCAUUGGAGAAUUUGUGAACGUGAAGCACGUGAGAGGUUAUCGCAUGCUGUCCAACACGUCACUGCUGCUGGAGAACGUCACGUCCAACGACGAAGGGUGGUUUAGGUGCACAGCUGCCAAUGAAGGAGGCCGCUCGUCUCGCGAAGUGCACGUGUCGGUCCAGUCUCCGCCGCAAGUGACGGUGGUGCCGGAAGUGGCCCCCUUCAGCGCCGGAGACAACGUGACGGUGUCGUGCGUGGCGAGGGGAUUCCCCGAGCCGCAGGUGUCGUGGCGGAGGUACGACGUGCAAAUCGGCAGGUCGUACACCCGCGUGAGGGAGGACGAGGGGCAUGAGCUGCACGUGGCGAAUGCGGUGCAUGACGAUGAAGGGCCGUACGUGUGCAUGGCCUCCAGCUCGGCGGGAUCCGCCGAAGCCACGGUGACCCUGGCCUUCAUGGAGGAGCCGAAGGUGAUGCCGGUGCAGGACCAGGUUCUGGCAGCCAGCGGGGACACGGCUUGGCUACAGUGUUACGCCGAGGGUACACCGUCGCCUUCCAUCACCUGGCUGAAAGAGGGGAAAGUCGAGGUGGCGCCCAUGUCCUUCAUUGAGGUGGAGGACGGGAACCUCAAGAUCCACGGUGUGCAGAGGAGCGACGCUGGCACCUACACCUGCGUGGCAUCGAACGUGGCUGGCACUUCGCAGGCGAACGUGGUGCUGGAAGUUGGGUCGCCGCCCUCGGUCGUCCAGGCGCCUGCAGACACCGUCGUGGAAAUCGGCAGCACGGGCGGCCUCUCGUGCUAUGGCGUGGGCGUGCCAGAACCCAGCAUCACCUGGAGGCGAGAGGACGGCGCCCCCCUUCCUCCCCACAUCACCCACGACCGCGACGGGAACCUCAGAGUGCAAGGCAUGAAAGUGGAGGACGAAGGCACGUACCUCUGCACGCUGGAGAACCUGUACGAUUCCGUCACUCUGCGGGCCACGAUCUCGGUGUCUGGCCUCUUGGCCCCUCUGAUCGCCGCGCCCCCGGACCCCAACCUGAAGGCCACCCUGGACGCCCCUGUCACGCUGCCAUGCACUGUCAUCAUGGCCAAUCCGCCGCCCGACCUCGUGUGGCUUCAUGACGGCGUGCCUGUCAGGUCGAGCAAAGGAAUGGUCAUCAAGAGCGACGGGACUUUAAGCAUCUUCUCCGUGUCAGUGAAGCACGAGGGAGAGUACCAGUGCGUGGCAACCAACGUGGCCGGGAAUUCGUCGCAGACUCUCAACCUCAAAAUACUGGUUCCGCCUCGAGCCAAGUCCAAGCGCGUGGAGGACAACGUGGAGGCGCUAGAGGGCGACGUGGUCAAGCUCAAGUGCCCGGUCAAGGCUGACCCUCGACCCACCUUCUUCUGGCACAAGAACGGGCAGCCGAUUUCGCGGACGUCGCCGAGAAUGCGUGUCCUGCAAGACGGCAUCCUCGUGAUCCGGCAGCUGCUGGCCGACGACGCGGGGACCUACGUGUGCACGGCCGUCAACGCCGCGGGGGCCACAAAGAUCGCCGUCGUUCUGGACGUCCAUGUCCCGCCCACCAUCGCGGAGGGACCCGCCUCGUACACAGUGGGCGAGGGGGAAGUGGUUGAGAUCGAGUGCGUGGCUUCGGGGGCGCCUCUCCCCUCCAUCACGUGGGUGCGGCAGGACCAGACUCUCCUGCUGGACCAGACGAUGCCCGAUGGUACGCUGAGGAUGGUAGCAACAAUGGAGAGCGAAGGACAGUACGAAUGCAUGGUGACCAACGUUGCAGGCUCAGCACACAAGACCGUCGUUGUCCUCAUUAGUAAGGCCCCCGAGAUCUCCCCGCCCGGCGACGAGACCCUGGCGGUGUCAGCAGGUCAAGAUCUCAAACUGCCAUGCGAGGUCAAAGGUCAUCCAGAACCCGAAGUGUCUUGGAGGCGAAAUGGGCUCGCGCUGGCUGCCGAUGAGAGGCUGGUGCCUUCUCCCGGUUACCUGCUAAUGAGUGCCGUCACACCUGAUCUCGCGGGAAACUACACCUGCAGUGCCAUCAACCAGGCCGGAAAUGCCCAUAAAACAUUCGCCAUAACAGUUAAUUAUCCCCCGCAAGUGGAGACGGUGGAGGAGACGUGGCCCGAGAGGAGCGUGGUGGAAGGAGGCCGCUUGUCUCUGCCGUGUCCUGCGUUGGCCAACCCUACUCCGACGCGCGACUGGACCAAGGACGGCGUUCGACUCCUGCCCGAAGAAGGACUGGAGAUCCUGGAGAGCGGGACCGUGGAAGUCUCUCGAGCAGAACCCAAGCACUCAGGCAGCUACAGAUGCACGCUCACCAACUUUCUCGGUCAAGCACACAUUGAUUACGACGUGAAGGUCCUCAUCCCGCCCAGAGUGACCCAGCGGCACCGUCCAAGCGCCCCCAUUGUCGUGGAAGGCGAGGACGUCGUUAUCAACUGCCCGGUAGACGCUGUGCCCAUCCCGACCAUCACGUGGCUCAAGGACGGCGUGUCCAUCUUCUCGACGAAGGACCGCGCCGACAUGACCCACAUCGUCGUCGAGAACAAUGGCCAGACGCUCUACAUCCUCGAGGCAACUGUGGACGACAAGGGCGUGUACCGCUGCGUGGCCAAGAACGACGCGGGCGUGACGGAGCUGCUGUUCCCGCUGGAGGUCCUCGUGGCGCCGCAGUUCACAGAGUUCUUCCAUAACCCCGACGUGACCUUGCAUGCCGGGGAAGAGCUUGACCUCGACUGUGAAGUCAGCGGUGACCCUGAGCCGCAGGUAUCGUGGAAACGUGACGGGGAGCCUCUGUACGCCCACGUGUCGCCUGGAGGUCGCCGAGUGCACGUACAGCACGCCAAAGUCGGGCAUGCAGGACACUAUACUUGCACGGCCGUCAACACCGCUGGCACCACGCACAGGAACUUCAGCGUCACCGUCCUCAAACCACCCACGAUGGAGGACGGAGGCGCGGACGACCUGACGGGCGUGGAAACAGUGGAGGGAAGGGACGCCAAGCUGUGGUGUCGGGCGGACGGAUCACCCGCGCCCGAGAUCGUCUGGACGAAGGACCGGCAGCUCAUUACUCCUCUGCAGGGAGGGAAAUACUCCACGCAGGAAGAAGGACAGAUGCUCACCAUACACGAGGUUUCGCCAGAGUCCUCGGGUUUGUACGAAUGCACCGCCACCAACUUCGUCGGCACCGCUACCCGCAUCUUCAACGUCUCCGUCAUGACGCCGCCCACGAUCCGCGACGCGGGCGGAAGCGACGUGGUAACCGACGUGCAGGUGGUGUCGGGUCGGGAGGCCAUCCUGUACUGCGGCGUCGAGGGGUCCCCGCCGCCCUCCAUCACCUGGCUUAGGGAUGGGCGGACCCUCAAACCAGGGCCCCGAGUCCACUUCACGGGCCCCUACGAACUCCUCCUGACGAGCGUGCAGGCGGGGGACGCGGGGGACUACGCCUGCCUGGCCACCAACCGCGCUGGGACGGCGGAGAAGCAGUUCGACAUCAGGGUCAUCGUUCCGGCCACGAUAGCGGACGACGAGGAUGGCUCUCCGCCGAUGCAGGAGGUCCUGGUCGACAUGCCCUUCUCCCUCUUCUGUCCUGUAGAAGGCACGCCGCAGCCACGCAUCACUUGGACGAAGAACUCCGCCCCGCUGGACGGUCUGCUCGGCUUCCAUGGGCUGGGCGGGCGGGUGGCGCUCGGGGACGGCGGGCGGCGCCUCUUGGUGUCCGAAGCCGUCAUGCAGGACAGCGGGACGUACAUGUGCGUGGCCGAGAAUGAGGGCGGACGCGACACGGCCACCUACCAGGUCAAUGUGUUAGCACCGCCAGUAAUUAUACAAGACAAAGACACGUUCCGGUCCGCUGUGGAGGGCGACGACGUGGUCCUCGACUGCGAAGUGGACGGCGACCCUCCGCCCGCCAUCGUGUGGCUGCAGGACGGCGUGUCACUGCAGGAACUGUACAUGCCGGCCAUCACUGUGCACGAUGUUGGGCGUGGGAAGUCUGAGCUGAGAAUCAAGGGCGUGAGCGAAAUCCACGCCGGUUCGUACACCUGUAUAGCGAGCAGCGUGGCGGGGUCGGACGAACAGACGUACGUGUUGAGGGUAGUGACCCCCCCUCGCCUGGAGGACCCCAACGCCCCCACGUACGUCAGCGUCCGUGCAAGUCGGCCGGCGUCCCUCUCAUGUCUCAUCCACGCGUCGCCAGAUCCGCAGAUCUUCUGGUUCAAGAAUAACAUGCCGCUGGACGAGGACGACCCCAACCUUCACUUGAGCGCAGGAGGACGAGAUCUGAAACUCCUUCAGGUGACGGAGGGCGACGCCGCGAACUACUCGUGUUUGGCUACGAACGAGGCGGGUUCCCUCUCUGUCAACUUCACGCUCGAAGUCCACGUUCCGCCACGCUUCACGGAGUCUGUGGUGGGAGACGUGAACGCCGUGGCUGGGGAGGAUGUCGAGCUCUUCUGCCCCGUCCACGCCACGCCCGCGCCUUCCGUGCUGUGGAUGAGGGACUCGGGCAUCAUCCAGCAUUCAUUUACUGCCACGGACCCUCGGCGCCUGACCCUUCAGAACGUGACCAAGGAGGACGACGGGCGAUACACCUGCCUGGCGACCAACGAAGCCGGGACCAUCGAGCAGGACUUCACUCUGAGCGUCAUGGUGGCUCCUAAAUUGCUGGAUCUGGACCAACCCGUCGUGGAGAAAUCCGUGGUCCUCAAUCGUCCCGUGACCAUUACGUGUUUCAUCGUCGCCGACCCCCCGCCCACCAUCACGUGGCUCAAGGACGGCCACGCUCUAUCAGCCCUGCAUUCGGGCGUGAGCGUAGACAACCACGGGCGGCAGGUGAGCAUAACGAGGGCGCGUGGAGCCGAUGCCGGGAACUACACCUGCCUCGCCACCAACGCCGCCGGGACGACCACCCUGACCACGCUCCUCACCGUCCUCACACCUCCCACGUGGGCCACGGGUUCGGAACUGGAGGAGAAGGUGAUCGGCGUUGCGGGUGAGAGCCUCGACCUCUUCUGUGACGUCACUGGCACGCCCACGCCCACCAUCCUGUGGCUCAAGGACGGUCAGAUCAUCACGCCCUUAUUGGGUAGCAGGAACUUCACAGCGUCGGAUAGGUUACUGCACUUUAAUUCCCUGGCCCAAGACGACUCCGGGCUGUACAGCUGCAUCACGAGCAACGCAGCAGGAACAGCAGAGUACGUGUUCGAUGUGGAUGUGCUUGCGCCGCCGUCACUCUCCUACCAGCCGAAGACACAGCAUACGGUGCUCGUGAACCGCGCCCUUAGCCUGGACUGCCCCGUGGAAGGCAACCCCGAACCGGAGAUUAAAUGGUUCAUGGACGACCAGCCUGUUAACGCCAAGGGGCAGUUCGUGAGGCUCACCAGUCAGGCUAGACAGCUGCACUUGCUCAGAGUACUAAGCUCCAGUGAAGGCAGAGUGACAUGUCUCGCCACGAACGCAGUAGGAUCCCUCGUCACUAAUUACACCCUAGACGUGCUUAGUCCGCCCGUGAUCACGCCCACGCCGGCCACGAAGAAGGUGCGAGCUCGAGAGGGCGAUUCUGUGACUCUCACCUGUAGGACCCGAGGCCACCCACGCCCCCAGGUUGCGUGGGUUGGCGACCAAGGAAAAGUCCUGACGGAGGAAGAGAUGGCAAGGAGUGGCUUUGACCUGCAGGAGGAAGGAGAGUCCCUCGUGAUCAAGAAGGUGGACGGGGCUCACGAAGGGCGUUACACCUGCAUCGCCUCCAACACGGCUGGGUCUGCCGAGGAGACCUUCAACCUGCAGGUCUUGUUGCCCCCUGUGAUUCAGGUUCCAGAGCAAGGGGCAGUGUUAGGCGUAGUGCAAGGUUCCUCUGUCACACUCACCUGUAUCGUGGACGCCAGACCCCCUGCCACGCUGUCAUGGCAAAAGAACGGACAAACUCUAGACAGCAGCCGAGAUCCCUUCCUACACGUAACUGCAGGAGGUGACUCUCUAAGUUUCCUGAGGGUGCAGCCACAGCACGCUGCUAACUACACCUGCGUCGCCUCCAGUGCUGCGGGACAGGAUUCUCUUACUUAUGAUCUCAAUGUGAAUGUCCCCCCCGUGAUCAUUGAGGACAUGGUAGAGAACGUACUUGGAGGAGGCGUGGGCGGAGACACCAUGGGCAUCGUGGGCGGCGAGGUGGACCUGGAAUGCUACACCAUAGGCACGCCCACGCCCACUCUCACCUGGGAGAAGGAUGAUGAAGGAGUCGAGCCGAGUGACCGCAUAACGCUACUCGAGAACGGCCAGGUGCUGAGGCUUAAGUCAGCGAUUACUGAGGACUCGGGGCGCUACACCUGCACGGCCACGUCUCCUUCAGGAUCAGCGUCGAGGGACUUCGUUGUCGUUAUUCAUAGUCCCCCCCGGAUCAUCCCCCCGCGGGAGACGAACCUCGAGGUGGUUCUGCACCAGCCUGUCGCCCUAACGUGUGAGGCGGAGAGUUCGCUUACUCCCGCCGUGUCGUGGUCUCGUCACGGUCGACCAAUCACGCCCUACGUGGAUCCGAAUCUCCAGGUGAGGACCGGGGGCCGGGAACUACACCUGCGUCGGGUACGUGAAGGUGACGGGGGCGCCUUCACCUGCAUCGUGAUGAACAGUGCGGGACAGGAUACCCUCACCUACACUCUCACUGUACAGGUCCCGCCCGUGAUCCAGCGCGCCAACGUGAGGCGACAGGUGGUGGGCGUGGCGGGCCAGUCGACGGACCUGCUGUGCGAGGCGUCCGGCAACCCCCCGCCCACGCUGGCCUGGACGCGAGGCAACACACUCGUCACCCCGGAGCACCCUCAUUACCAGGUCAUGAACGGGGGCGCCAAGCUUCAGGUCCGCGAACUGACACGGGAGGACACGGGCGUAAUCACGUGUACAGCUACGAAUCCGGCUGGGAAGGAUACUCUCAGUUACACGCUACAGGUUUAUGUUCCCCCAAGUGUCGACGAGGACGCAGCCAAGGAGAUGACAGUGAAGGAGGGAAACAGCGUGGUAUUGGAGUGUCCUGUCACAGCCUUCCCUGCCCCUUCGAUCCUGUGGUCCGUGGGCGGCACCGUCGUAGGCCACGGUGGGCGGCGGAACGUGGACCUGGGCUCGGAUGGGCGUUCCCUGAGGAUCGUGCGGGCGGGGAGCGAAAACGCGGGCGUCUACACCUGCACUGCGUCCAACACUGCGGGCGUGCUUGACGUCGAGGUCGCUCUUCGGGUCUUGGUUCCCCCUCAGAUCGCCAGAGGAAAUGGGCGUGGCCAGGUGGCGGAGGGCGAGGAGGAGCUGGUGACCGUGAUGGAGGGAGGUCACGUGGCUCUCCAGUGCAUCCUGCUGAAGGGGACGCCGACGCCGACGAGACAGUGGUUCGUGGGGCCAGAGCUCGCCGAGCCGGUUCAUACUGUGGUCGGCAACGGAGAACAGCUGGUGAUCACACGAGCAGAGGAAGAUGACUCGGGCCAGUACAGGUGUAUAGCGGAGAAUCCAGCUGGUUCGGCCACCAAGUUGUACCAGCUGGUUGUUCAGUCGGCUCCGAGAAUCAACGUGACUGCCCUGCCACCUUACAUCACAGUGCUCUCUCCUGGUGAUACAGGAUCGGGUAUAUUACCUGCUGACGGCCGGCCACGCCACAGCCACGUCAGCGCAUCAGCCACUUCGUCGGAGGAUCAGACACUCAUCCUCACCUGUCCAGUUACAGGAUAUCCUCCUCCUCGACGCCUCUGGUACCAGGGGUCGCAGGCUCUCGUGUCCUCCUCAAGAGUCCUCGUAGGAACUGGUGGGCGUGACCUGACCCUGGUGGGCGUAGGACCCAGGGACGCCGGAACGUACGUGUGUGUGGCUGUGAAUCCUGCAGGAGAGGCUCAGCUGAGUACUGCUGUCGUGGUCGUUGCUCGUCCGGAACUCGAAGGCGAGGCCGAAGUCGAAGUCGCGGUCGUGGAGGGUCAGGACGUCAGUUUCGAAUGCAAGGUGAAGACGAACGGGCGCAGUUCGGCCGCCCACGCCACGUACAACAUCACGUGGAUGAAGGACGGGCAGGAGCUUCCCCGCAACGAGGUCCCGCAGACGAGGUCCUUCGAGCGCCUGCUGAUGGGUCGGCGGCCGCUUCCUGUCUCGGAUUACUACUACGAGGGCGAGGAAGACUUCAGCUACGCCGAGGACGUGUCCCUCCUGCUGCAGGACUACCUUGAAGGAGUGAGCGCGGAGACCACGUCGCCCACGGCCACAACCCCCGAGCCCACGGACGCCAGCGGGGAGGCGCCUCUGGACGGGUGGCGGGACUGGCGCGGCGGCAGGAACGGGACGGCGCGCUACCACACCCUCGGCGGCGGAACCAGACUCAGGGUGAGCCGCGUGACGGAGCGCGACGAAGGGGCCUACGCCUGCGUGGUGACCAACCUCGCCGGCGCCACCACCAGGACCUUCCAGCUCGACACGCUAGUGCCCCCGGACAUCGACACCAUCCAGGAGGUGAAUGACCACGUGGCAGCCGUCGGGGAACCUGUCGUGUUCGAGUGCGACGCCCGUGGAGAUCCGCCCCCUGAGGUGACGUGGUAUCGAGGGUCGGCUCCGCUGGAACACCACUCUCGCCUGCAACUGCUGGAGGAAAACCAUGUCCUUAUCAUUACGUCUAUUCAGGAAGGAGACGGCGGAGAGUACACGUGCCUGGCCACCAACCUCGCCGGCCUGACUGAGGAGACUUUCCGACUGAACGUGUUAGUGCCUCCGAGAAUAGCCGGGGGUGAGGAGCAGGCCGUGCCAGUGGUGAGCGGCAGGUCUGUGGAGCUCGAGUGUGAGGCUCAAGGACAACCUGAACCCGACCUCAUCUGGACCUUCGAGGGAGAACCUGUUACGGAAAGCGAGAACCUGGUCCUUGAUGAUAACACUUUGAUCAUUGAUAGAGUGAAGCUGGCGCAAGCGGGAGUCUACGAAUGCGCGGCCACCAACUCCGUCGGCCAGGAUGCCAGGCGCUUCGUCGUCAGCGUCACAGAGGCUCCCUUCAUCGCGGGCGGGGUGGACGAGGAGACGGUCACUGUGGUGGAGGGUGAGUCAGCAGCCCUUCACUGCGUCGCCUCAGGUCACCCGGAGCCGCUCGUGACCUGGAUGAAGGAGGGCGUCGGCAUGCGACUGGACGAGCGCGUGACCGUGUCGUGGGGCGGGCGGUCUCUCCUGCUGCAGUACGUGGGCGAGGAGGACGCCGGCCGCUACACCUGCGUCGCCUCCAACCUCGCCGGGAACCACACCAAGGAUUUCCGCGUCCAAGUCCUGCGUCGGCCGCAGCUGGUCGAUGCGCCCGAGGAAGUGGUGGCAGUGGUGGGCGAGAUCGUGAACGUCGUGUGCGCCUUCGAAGCUUAUCCGCGACCCAAGAUCAGCUGGCAGUUCGAAGGCGCCCCUGUUGAUGGCGAGGACAGCGUGCUGCCCUCAGGAGUCCUUCAGAUAUCCCCCGUGGGCCCUGAGCAUGCGGGGAAUUACACCUGCUUCGCUAACAACGAGGCGGGCAGUGCCAACCACACCCUCACCCUCACUGUGCAAACCCCGCCGUGGGUCGAGGUGGGCCAGACGCGGAAGGUGGUGGUGAGCGGCGAGAGCGCGACCCUGGAGUGCAAAGCCGGAGGCGUACCCGCGCCCUCCAUCACCUGGCUCAAGGGACACCAGGUCGUGAAUCGAGGAGUUGAAUUUGAGCCGGACGAAUCAGGCUCUCUGUAUAUACCUUUCGUGACGCCCGACUUGGCUGACACUUACGUAUGUACUGCUCGGAGCUCUGCAGGAUCAGCACAUGCACACACGGAGCUGGUGGUGCAAGAGUCGCCUGUGGCCUUCGGCGCCGAGGACGAGGUCGUCGCCGCGGUAGGCCAGCAGGUCGUCCUCAGGUGCGAGGUGUCAGGGCAGCCCACCCCGGCCGUGACCUGGACGCGACCCAACCACGCCAACACGCCCGUCACGCCCGAAGACCCGCGUGUACAGUUGACAGACGACUCUCUCAUCAUCAUGCCUGUCGCCGUGGAGGACAUGGGUCUCUACCAGUGCACUGCCACCAACCCCGCCGGCCAAGACAACGCCUUAAUCACCCUCACUGUUCACUCUCCUCCGUCAGUAACCGAGCCCCUGUCGGAGUUCGUGAACGUGGUCCGCGGCGAACCCCUUAACUUAGGGUGCACAGGGGCCGGCUACCCUCCCCCCCGCACCACCUGGAUUAAGGAAGGACGCACCCUUACUGAGAACGCCGCCCUCACCCUGGCUACUACCGGCGACCUCGUUAUUUCCAACACUAAGGCCUCAGACUCCGGUUUAUACAUCUGCCUUGUGACCAACGCUGCAGGCCGGCUGUAUCGUGAAGUCACAGUGGUCGUGCAGGUUCCUCCUCGCUUCUCCGUCCUGCCACGUACCCAGCAAGUCACGCGCGGAGACAGGUUCGAGCUUGAUUGCGAGGCUGUUGGCACUCCUGUUCCGACCAUCAGGUGGCUCCUUAAUGGCACUCAGGUUGCGGGCGUGGGGCAGUCCCGAGGGGGGAGGGGGGUCCUCGUGGUGGAGAAAGCGGCCAAGACGGACGAGGGAACGUACACCUGCAUCGCUGAGAACGCAGCGGGUCACAGGAAGGCCGUCGCGGGCAUCAGGGUCAAAGUUCCGCCCGUGAUCAUGUACGCCCCCGAAGAGAUGACCGUCUUGGAACUCAACGCUGUGACCUUGACCUGUGUCGCUGAGGGUGACCCCGCCCCCGCCACCACCUGGACCAAGGAAGGUCAUUCUGUUCACUCGUCUGACCGGGUGCACCUCAUGGACAACGGGUCGCUGGUGAUCGACUCCUCGCAGGCUUCAGACGCGGGCGAGUACAAGUGCGUGGUGAGCAACGACGCGGGCGCAGCAGAGGCCACCGCCCAUCUCGUGGUCCACACCCCGCCCAUGCUCACGCGCCCGCCCGUCAGCAAGGUGGUGGAAGUGGGGGGCACCGUCGUGUUUGACUGCGAGGCGGAGGGAUCGCCGCUCCCGGAGAUUCAGUGGAGUGUGAGUCCCGGGGAGAUGCACGCCAGGUACAUCCGCCUCACAAACGGGUCCCUACAGCUUAUAGCGGCCCAGAUCGAGGACGAAGGUCACGUGAUCUGCCAGGCCUACAACGAACUAGGAGAGGACCUCGCCAAAGCUGACCUCAGCGUCAAAGUGUCGGGCAUGUGGGCCUCGUGGGGCCCUUGGACUUCGUGCAGCGUGUCUUGCGGGCCGGGCCAGCAGACGAGGCGCCGGCUGUGCAAUGCCCCUGCCCCACGACACGGAGGCGCCCCCUGCCCUGGAGACGAGGCCCACACCCGACCCUGCCGACCUCAGCCGUGCCCGCUUGAUGGCAACUGGUCGCCGUGGGAUCCUUGGGGCGAGUGCAGCGUGACGUGUGGUUCGGGCGUGAGAGUGAGGACGAGGUAUUGCUCAGCCCCCGCCCCCCUGUAUGGUGGUCGUCCCUGUGAUGGAAAUGCCGCCGAGGAGGAGCCCUGUUCCCUCAGGGACUGUCCAGUGUCCGGAGGGUGGGGCGAGUGGACGGCGUGGUCCGACUGCAGCGCCACCUGCGGCCAGGGCCUCCGUCAGCGAACGCGUCUUUGUGACUCGCCUCCUCCUGCAGCCGGGGGGGCGCACUGCCAGGGGGACGGCCUCGAGGUCACGCCCUGCUCCAACCCGCCCUGUCUGCUGGACGGCAACUGGGGAGCGUGGGCGGCGUGGAGUGUAUGCAGCGUCUCAUGCGGCGGGGGCGUGAGGCGGCGGGAGCGGGCGUGCGAUGACCCUCCCCCCUCCAACGGCGGCCGAUACUGCCCCGGAUCAAACACCCUCGAGGACUACUGCAACCUGGACAUGUGCCCCGUCAAUGGCGGCUGGUCGUCGUGGUCGUCGUGGGGGUCGUGCACGGCGACCUGCGGCGGCGGCCAGAGGAGGCGGUUCCGCACGUGCGACAACCCGGGUCCGUCGCAGGGCGGGCGCGCGUGCACGGGGCCCGACACCGACUCCGAGGCCUGCAACACGGCCAAGUGCCCCGUGAACGGCGCGUGGGGUUCCUGGAGCGAGUGGUCACCGUGCAGCAUGACCUGUGGCCUCGGAAUGCGGGUCAGGACACGGCUUUGCAACAACCCUCACCCUGGGUUCGGAGGCGCCCCGUGUGUAGGAGAGGAACGCGAGACCACCAGCUGCGAGGGCGACACGUGCGAGGUCCUGCCCACACUCGCCAAGGGGACGGUCAUAGGGGAGCUGAACGGGGAAGAUAGAUAG